CUCCUGCGCCGGGGUUAAAAAGCGGCGGGCGGCGCGCCGGGGCGACAGUGUGUGGGGUGCGUUUGAUCCGGAGACAACAGAAAAAAAGUUACAGUCGCGGAAUUUUCCUUUCCUGACGAACCCGACCCCGCAGCAGCAGCAGCAUCAGCAUCAGCAUCAGCAUCAGCGAGAGCAUCAUGGCAAACAAGGCACAGCAGCCUCCUCACCUGCACCUGGCCGAGGUCACCGCGUCCCAGUUCAUCGACAUCUGGAAACACUUCGACGCCGACGGUAAUGGCUACAUCGAGGGGAAGGAGCUGGAGAACUUCUUCAGGGAGCUGGAGAUGGCCCGGAGAGGAGCCGGGGUGGACCCUACAAACCCCACAUUCAGGGAAAAGAUGAAGGAGUUCAUGCAGAAGUUCGACAAGAACAAAGACGGACGGAUCGAGAUGUCAGAGCUGGCCCAGAUUCUCCCAACGGAAGAGAACUUCUUGCUGUGCUUCAGACAGUUUGUCAGCUCCAGUGCCGAGUUCAUGGCGGCAUGGCGGAGAUAUGAUACAGAUCGCAGUGGCUACAUUGAAGCAAAUGAAUUGAAGGGCUUUCUGUCAGACCUGCUGGAGAAGGCCAACAGACACUAUGAUGACCAGAAGCUGCAGGAGUACACACAGACCAUACUCAGGAUGUUUGAUCUGAAUGGAGAUGGGAAGCUGGGCCUGUCAGAGAUGGCCAGGCUUCUUCCCGUUCAAGAGAAUUUCUUACUCAACUUCCAGGGUGUCAAGUUGAACUCUGAGCAGUUCAAUGCCAUCUUCACAUUCUAUGACAAGGACGGGAACGGCUACAUUGACGAGCAGGAGUUGGAUGCGCUGCUACGAGACCUUUUCCAGAAAAACAAGAAGGAGGUGGACGUGAAGAGCCUGACGGGCUACAAGCAGAGCAUCAUGAGCCUCUCCGACGGAGGGAAGCUCUACCGUGGCGAGCUGGAGAUCGUCCUCUGCAAGGAGCCCAUUGUGUGACUCUCUUCGCUCCUCUCUCGUUGCAUAAUCAUCGUUUUAUCCUGCUCUCCUGAGACCCCCCCACCCCCCCAUCCCCUUACUUCCAGCUGCCUGGCAGUGUAUACCAGGUGCAUGUGCCGGACACUCCCACUUCUCCCCAUCAUCCUCCCCAACCCGCCCUAAAGUUACAUCUUCAGAGUGAAUGAUAAGUGCACUGGCAGCACGCAACAGCAUUUCUCUUUCUCUUCGAACCCCUAAUUUCUGCAGCCUGACCCUCUCCACCCUGACCAUGACCUCUAUGAAACCUCUAGCUUUAUGCCUUCUCAACUCUUCCCCCCGUGUCCUUUACGGUUUCUGACCUCAUCCCCGUCUCUGCCGCCCAUGCUGUGCCUGACUUGCAACUCCUCCUGACCAAAAGCCCAGAACCCCAUCAUUCCACAGAAAUGACCUUUUGAAAGGACCGGUUGACAGCCCCUGCAUCGACCCCAUCCAUUCCCUCGCUCUGUCAACUUUGCAUUAGAUACGAUAUAUGUAGUCUUACAAAACUGCAAACAGCUCUAUUGGAAUUUAUCAAAAUUUACAGUCUGUGAUGGAACGGAUAUUGAUUUUCACACUUCUAUUCGUCCGGAAGCCCUCUUCUUCCAUCUAAACUCUUCUGUACCAUUGCCAUGAUAUUCAUUUUGAUUUUUCAAUGUUUGUUUUUGGCUGAUACUGUCAAUCAAAAAAUAUGAAUAAAAAUGUCUUCGGAUAAAAUGUGUUUUGAAA
Messenger RNA from Scophthalmus maximus (turbot), 1736 nucleotides. It is a transcript of the gene calb2a, whose product is annotated as calbindin 2a. The coding region runs from base 177 to 992 and encodes 271 amino acids. The record is from RefSeq and is a predicted model, not a curated record. The transcript is spliced from 11 exons. Gene Ontology annotation, cellular component: terminal bouton; synapse; dendrite. Gene Ontology annotation, biological process: regulation of presynaptic cytosolic calcium ion concentration; regulation of long-term synaptic potentiation. Gene Ontology annotation, molecular function: calcium ion binding. Lineage: Eukaryota; Metazoa; Chordata; Actinopteri; Pleuronectiformes; Scophthalmidae.